Messenger RNA from Lepus europaeus (European hare), 942 nucleotides. Its product is annotated as olfactory receptor 5B2-like. Gene Ontology annotation, biological process: G protein-coupled receptor signaling pathway; sensory perception of smell. Gene Ontology annotation, molecular function: G protein-coupled receptor activity; odorant binding; olfactory receptor activity. Gene Ontology annotation, cellular component: membrane. NCBI's taxonomy places the organism in Eukaryota, Metazoa, Chordata, Mammalia, Lagomorpha, Leporidae. The record is from RefSeq and is a predicted model, not a curated record. The transcript has a single exon. Bases 4 to 942 code for a protein of 312 amino acids.
GAGAUGGAGAACAGGACAGAAGUGACACAGUUCAUCCUGCUGGGACUAACCAGUGUCCCAGAACUGCAGGCACCUCUCUGUGUGCUGUUCACUAUCAUCUACCUCAUCAAUGUGGUGGGAAACCUGGGGAUGAUUGUGUUGAUUCUCUUGGACUCACGUCUUCACACCCCCAUGUACUUUUUUCUCAGUAACUUGUCUUUGGUGGAUAUUGGGUACUCCUCAGCUGUCACUCCAACAGUCUUGGCUGAAUUCUUAAGAAAAGACAAAAUUAUUUCCUACAAUGCUUGUGCUACUCAAAUGUUCUUUUUUGCAGCCUUUGCCACCAUGGAAGAUUUUAUUUUGGCUUUAAUGGCUUUUGACCGCUAUACAGCAGUGUGUAAACCCCUCCAUUACACAAACACCAUGACGACAAGUGUGUGUUCCUGUCUGGUUAUAGGCUGUUAUGUCUGUGGUUUCCUGAAUGCCUCCAUCCAUAUUGGGGAGACAUUCAGUCUCUCUUUCUGUAGGUCCAAUGUGGUCCAUCACUUUUUUUGUGAUGUGCCAGCAGUCAUGGCUCUGUCUUGCUCUGACCGACAUGCUAAUGAGCUGGUCCUUGUUUAUGUUGCCAGCUUCAAUGUCUUUUUUGCUAUCCUUGUUAUCUCGAUAUCUUAUAUGUUCAUUUUUAUCACCAUCCUAAAGAUGCGCUCAGCUGCAGGGUACCAGAAAGCUUUAUCCACCUGUGCUUCUCACUUCACUGCAGUCUCCCUUUUCUAUGGGACUAUUAUCUUCAUGUACUUACAGCCCAGCUCCAAUCAUUCCAUGGACACAGACAAAAUCGCAUCUGUGUUCUACACUAUGGUCAUCCCCAUGCUGAACCCUGUAGUCUACAGCCUGAGGAAUAAGGAGGUGAAGAAAGCAUUCAAAAGAAUUGUUUUGGAGGUAAAAUUGUCUUUCUGUGUUUAA